Panicum hallii is the source of this 516-nucleotide messenger RNA. Its product is annotated as chaperone protein dnaJ 20, chloroplastic-like. The transcript has a single exon. The record is from RefSeq and is a predicted model, not a curated record. Gene Ontology annotation, cellular component: chloroplast. Bases 1 to 516 code for a protein of 171 amino acids. NCBI's taxonomy places the organism in Eukaryota, Viridiplantae, Streptophyta, Magnoliopsida, Poales, Poaceae.
AUGAACACCGGCACCAUCGUCCCCAUGGCGAGAUGCCCCAGGAUUAACACCACUGCCACCUUUGGCCGGAGGAGCCGGUGCAAGGUGACGGCGGCGGCGGCAGGGACCACGGCAGCGAGGUCAAGUCUCUGCUCGGAGACAAGAACAAGCGACUACUACAAGUUGCUGUCGCUGGAGCACCAGGCGGACGUAGGCGCGGCGGACAUCAAGCGCGCAUACCGGCGGCUGGCGCUGCGGUGCCACCCCGACGUGUGCCCGCCGUCGCGGCGCGCCGAGUUCACGGAGCUCUUCCUCGAGCUGCGGCGCGCGUACGAAACGCUCUCCGACCCGGCGCGGAAGGUCCGGUACGACGCCGGCAUGAGGGCUGGCGGCGGGGGCGCGGCGAGGCUCGGGCCCGGCGCUGGCUUCGCGAGGGACGUUUGGGAGUCCCAGCUCUGCGUGCUGCGCGCGCGCUCCGAGCAACGCCACAGAGCGAGGAGAGACCGCAGCAGCCGGUCUGAUGGGCCGCACACAUGA